ACACUGCAGGAAAAAUGAACAAGAGGCCUCUUGAGAUCCUCAUUUUCGGUACAGGGGCCGUAGGCUCCACUCUCGGCUGGAGGCUCGCCCAGAACCCGUAUACGCGCCUCUCAGUCGUGUGUCGGUCGAAUUACGAUGCAGUGAAGAGGCAUGGCAUCCAGCUGCGGACCUCCCUUUGGGGCAAUGGUCAGUUUCGGCCUCACCGAGUCUUGACCUCCACCCUCCAAGUGCACGACGUGCCUUUCGAUUACGUCGUAUGCACGAACAAAGUCACAUCUCUGGAAAGUGACUCGUUCAUCCACGCCAUCGCCCCCGCCGUCUCGCGAGGCACGACCCUCGUCUCGGCGCAGAAUGGCAUCGGCGUCGAGACUCCACUGCGCCAAGCCUUUCGCGCGAAUACGAUCCUCUCCGCAGUGUGUUAUAUCAGCUGCCUCCAGCCAAGCCCAGGCCUCGUGCAGCAAGUGUCCUCGAUCCGACCGCACGCGCUGCACAUCGGCACGUUCGACGAGCGCCACAGCAGCGACAGGGAGCUCGACCACGCGCGACUGGAGCGCUUCGUUGCGCUGGACCCCAAGUUCAAGCUCGUAUCCGACGUGCAAGCCGAGCGGUGGACCAAGCAAGUGUUCAACGGCUCCUGGAACCCGGCGACGGCCAUCUCGGGGCUGGACACGCACGGGCUGCUGGCCGCGGCGGGCCCGCAGCUCGGCGUCGUCGAGGCUCUGGCCCGCGAGAUCUUCACUGUCGCGGUUCGCAUCGGCGUUGCUCUGCCACGCGACCUGCCGCAGCGGACGGUCCAGUUCGCGCGCGACAACCCGCCGAUUGCGCCGUCGAUGCUGCAGGAUGCGCGCGUGCAGAGGCAGAUGGAGGUCGAGUCGUUAUGCGGGAAUAUUGUUCGCCUCGCCGACGCGGUGGGUGUGCCUGUGCCGACGGUCAAGGCUACCUACAGGACGCUCUUGGGCAUGAAUAGAAGGUUCCAGGCGCUUGAGCAGCCUGUGCGGAUGGGCGACUUUUUGGCUCAGCGGCCAGCGGUUUCUCACAGGCUGACUCCGCCGCUGCUGGACAGGAUUCCGGCAGUGUCUUUGGCAGGAUGAUGAAAUUGUUUGCAG
Aplosporella prunicola CBS 121167 is the source of this 1106-nucleotide messenger RNA. RefSeq lists its product as uncharacterized. Bases 15 to 1091 code for a protein of 358 amino acids. NCBI's taxonomy places the organism in Eukaryota, Fungi, Ascomycota, Dothideomycetes, Botryosphaeriales, Aplosporellaceae. Gene Ontology annotation, biological process: pantothenate biosynthetic process. Gene Ontology annotation, molecular function: 2-dehydropantoate 2-reductase activity. The record is from RefSeq and is a predicted model, not a curated record. Gene Ontology annotation, cellular component: cytoplasm. The transcript has 3 exons.